AUGGUACAUCAACUUGAGCCACGUUAUCAUAUCCCGUCACGAACUCACUUUACCAACAAUGUAAUACCUCAAAUUUACGCCCAGACAAAGGAAAUAGUAAAUCAAAAAUUAAAUGAGGCUGAUUUUGUUAGUAUCACCACAGAUGGCUGGACAUCGAGAUCCACGCAGAGUUUCAUAACUGUCACUGCCCAUUUUCUCAAACCAUUGCAGACAGUUACCACACUGUUAUGUUCAGAGCAAACACCUACAAUUUCUAUAAUACUUCCAUUAAAGAAAAAAAUCAUUGAAUCUGUAGAACCUGUGUUUUCGACUGCUGGAGAUAUAGUCUCUGCUCAAAGAAAUUGUUUACACCCUGAUAAUGUGGAUAUCCUCAUCUUUUUGAAAAAUAACUUUAAUUUAUCAUAA
Messenger RNA from Patella vulgata (common limpet), 405 nucleotides. RefSeq lists its product as uncharacterized. Lineage: Eukaryota; Metazoa; Mollusca; Gastropoda; Patellidae. The record is from RefSeq and is a predicted model, not a curated record. Bases 1 to 405 code for a protein of 134 amino acids. The transcript is spliced from 3 exons.